CAUCAACUCCGACAACAACUCGCGCGGUCUGUCUAUAGCAACCGUGAAGUGAAUCCAGCAACACGAAGAGGACCUACACGGAGUUGCUGAAUGGGAAUCGCAUCACAUCAAUAGCCCUGACAGUGUGAGAGAGCCAGCUCCUUUCUGAGCUAAUCUGGCUGAGAAGUAUGGAUGGCAAUAACGAUGUGCAGGCUGAGCUGGACUCUGUGGAGGCUGAGCUGGAGUUGGUGGAGCUGCAGAUCACUGAACUCCUGCAGAAGCAGGCUGAGCUGACUUCCCGUAAGGAUGCACUGCUGCAGCAGUUGGAGGAGGCCUGUGACACUGCGCAGCCAUCAUCUUCAUCAUCAUCCUCAUCUUCCUUAAAGUCAUCUGGAGGUCAUUCUGCAAUGAGCAAGCAGGAGAUGCAGCUCUAUGAUGGCACAGAUUUCCCAUGGUCCCAAGCAGUGGAACAGCACCUGAAGGACUUGUUCCAUCUCUCCACAUUCAGACCGCUGCAGCUCAGGGCCAUCAAUCUGACCCUGUCAGGCAAAGAUCUCUUUCUGGUUAUGCCUACAGGAAGAGGAAAAAGCCUCUGCUACCAGCUACCUGCGGUCUGCUCUGAGGGUUUUACACUGGUUGUCACUCCCUUGGUGUCCCUAAUGGAGGACCAGAUCAUGUCCCUGAAGUCAGUGGAUGUGUCCGCAGUAAUGCUUAACGCGUCCAGUAGCAAGGAGCAUGCUAAGAUGGUCUUGGCUGGAAUGACAGAUGUGAAGGCCCCUUUCAAGCUGGUGUAUGUGACUCCAGAGAAGAUUGCCAAGAGCAAGCUGCUCAUGUCUCGUCUGGAGAAGGCCUACAACGCAAACCUGCUGAAUCGUAUCACUGUGGACGAGGUGCACUGCUGCAGCCAGUGGGGACACGACUUCAGACCAGAUUAUAAGCUGCUGGGCAUCCUGAAGAGGCAGUUUCCCAAAGUUCCGCUGAUCGGCCUCACAGCCACUGCAACCAGCAACGUGCUCAAGGACUGUGAGAAGAUCCUGUGUGUGCCACAGCCAAUCACGCUCACCGCCUCCUUCGACCGAACCAAUCUUUACUAUGAGGUUCGCAUUAAAGAAUCUGACAAUGAUGCAAUAAUAAGUAACAUUGCCUCUCUGAUCAAGAACAGAUACAAGGACCAGUCAGGGGUUGUGUAUGUAUUCUCUCAGAAGGAUGCAGAGUCUGUGUCAUCAGAACUCCAGAAGAGGGACAUAGUGGCUUAUCCCUACCAUGGCAACAUGGACCCUGGCGCCAAGUCCCGGGUUCACCGCAAGUGGACCUCCAACAAAAUCCGGGUGAUUGUAGCCACAGUGGCAUUUGGCAUGGGCAUCGACAAGCCCGACGUCAGGUUCGUCAUCCACCACACCAUCAGCAAGUCCAUCGAGAACUACUACCAGGAGAGUGGACGUGCAGGUCGGGACGGCCACCCAGCAGACUGCAUCGUCUACUUUGGCUUCUCUGAUAUCUUCAGGAUCAGCACCAUGGUGGUGAUGGAGAACGUCGGUCAGCAGAAACUGCUGAAGAUGGUCGACUACUGCCAGAAUGUUGACAGGUGUCGGCGCUCGCUCAUGGCUGUUCAUUUUGAUGAGGUGUGGGAUGAUGAAGGCUGCAACCAGAUGUGUGACACCUGCCGUCACGCUAAAGACCACAGGACCGCUGACAUUACCCAGCAUGCCAGGCAGGUGGUGCAAAUAUUGGAGCUGGCAGCGUCCAUGAACGAGAAGUUGACCCCCCUGAAGCUAGUGGAGGCCUGGAUGGGGAAAGGCCCCGCCAAGCGCAGGAAAAUGAUUCAGACCACCACACUGUCUCGGCUGCAGGCCGAAGCUGUGAUUGUUCGGCUGUUACUGCAGGGAUACCUCAGAGAGGACUUCAGCUUCACUCCAUACACCACCUACUUCUACAUGAAGCUGGGCCACAAAGCCGCUCUGCUGAAGAACCAGUCUCACACACUCAGCAUGGAGAUGGGGACACAGUCUGGAUAUGCUUCGGACGCAUCAGCUGUGAAAGCUAAUAAGAAGGAGGUUGAUAUAACCUUUGACCCCAUUGUCAUGGAGAACAGCUGCUCCCCACAACCCAAACAUAAACUGUGUAAAGAACAGAGGAACCAGUCUAGGAAACAGGAACUGAAACCAGUCGGCCAGACGGAGAGAGAGAAACAACAGCUGACAGACGGACAUGGAGAGGAAGAGGAGACGAGAGGAUCCAUCAUGACCCAACAUGUCAUCGAGGUUGAUGUUGAAAUAAAUAUAACAGAUAAUUUAGGUGUUAGUGACAGUCAGAAAAAACCUUCACAUCCAGUCAAACCCUGUUCGAAAAGGAAAUCCACUACCCCUCAGAGAGCAAGGAGGAAACCCUGUGUGGACGCCGCCACUGUGCCCAGCUCUCCAUCCCGGACCUCGGUCAUCUCUGACACUGCGGCGGAGGAGCUCUGUGAGCUGAGGAACUACUACAGCAAGCAGCUGAGGAGGAUAAACUACAUUUCCCACGAGCACCUGGGUCAGCCAGCGGAGCCAGGAGUUCUGGCGUGCAUCAGGGAGCCUCUGAGGAGCCUACAUCUGCCCCGCAGGGUGACCAUCGCCCAGACAGCCCGCAGCCUGUGGACACGAGUGAGCAGCCGGCGCAAACUACUGCACCGCUGACAUCAGAGCAUGUGCGGAGGUGAACUGUCGUGAAUGUUCCUAGCAACUGUUACACUGUGAUCAAAGUACUUUCUUUUUCUACUGUCACAGCUACAGGCGAGUGUAGGAUUCAAACAUGUCUGCGGGUCAAAUGAAAGAACAGAAACACACACUGCCAAGCCCCUCAUCUCUCCACUAAUCUGACCUGGCAACGCUGAUGCAUGUGAAUUGUUUCACAGGCUCAUUAAACUGUCAUAUUUCAUACCUGAUCUGCUUUGUAGUUAGUUAAUGGGUCUUGAUUAAUCUUAAGUUCUGGAUUUUGAUUUAUAGCUGGACUUUUAUUGUGGAAUUUGUUUUUGAUGCAGUAAAUCUGCUGACUGAUAAACUAAAGAACGGGAUGACAAAAAGAGGAAUUAUUUUGAUUAUAGACUGACAAUUGACUUUAAGAGUUUAGGGAAUGGAUGAUUUUCCAAACAUACGUAGUUUAUUGAAGUUCUAAUUAAGUUUUCUGUGCUGUAACCAGUAAUGCAGCUGGUUCUUUGUCCACAUGAAUGUAGCAUUUCUUUUCUUAAAACCAUUCCACUUAUUACCUCUGCCAAUGAGGUUGUUUUUAUCAGUUGUUAGAUUGCAGGAUUAUGCAAAAAAUACUGAAUCAAUUUCCAUGUUAUAUUGUGGAAGGGUGGUGCUUGACCCAAGGAAGAACCCAUUGAAUGUUGGUGCUGAUCUGUAUGACUGGGUGGAUUCAGGAAUUGUUUGGUUUUUCUACUUUCUAUACAUUGCAAGAUGAGGAGUUGGCCUUGGCGAAGGUAUUCACACUCAGGGCACCCUUCUAGUUUUAUUUUAGUCAUACGCAGUAUAAAGAUCCCCUUCUAUCUAUGACAGAAUCCUGAGAGAAAAAGAGCCCCAGACUUUGAACAACUCUCAUUUCCUUCUAGCUAACGUCUCCUUAAUGAACACUGUACUUUCCACUUUCCUUUUAUUUAACAAUUUAUUAUGUUGCAACCUUAUGCUGAAAUAAAAACAUUUACCUUCAUCAAGCCCCCAUAAUGAAAAAUCAAUUUAAUUUGUCCUCAGAUAAUUUAAAAAGCAUAUCUGUAUAGCCGAGGUGGAGGAGGCCACAAUUUGAAUGAAAGUAAAUAACACACAGACACUGUCUUACAUGUUUUUUGUAAUUCAUUACAUUUCAGAAUAAACAACCUUUAUUUCAA
Scophthalmus maximus (turbot) is the source of this 3838-nucleotide messenger RNA. It is a transcript of the gene recql, whose product is annotated as RecQ helicase-like. Gene Ontology annotation, molecular function: ATP binding; 3'-5' DNA helicase activity; four-way junction helicase activity. Gene Ontology annotation, cellular component: cytoplasm; chromosome. Lineage: Eukaryota; Metazoa; Chordata; Actinopteri; Pleuronectiformes; Scophthalmidae. Gene Ontology annotation, biological process: double-strand break repair via homologous recombination. The record is from RefSeq and is a predicted model, not a curated record. The transcript has 16 exons. The coding region runs from base 168 to 2651 and encodes 827 amino acids.